AUGUAGCCGUUGCGUUGCGUGACAAUUUUCGCGUACAACCUGAUAGGCAACUUUUGCCGCGCCUGAAUGAAAAAAGCACUCACCGGUAGUAAAAAGGGCGUACACGUACUACUGUUUUGCGAGGGCGUGUAAAAGUGAAUUGGUAAAGCGUGUCAACAACUGGUCGAUACAGGAAAUUCGCCUGAUUUCGAAACUCCUCGGAUAUAUUUAUAACUGUAGUGUGCGUUAAUACAUCAAUAUCUGUGUUGACUUUGUAAGAUUGUGAAAUUUAUUUUUCGGACAUUUUGAAAAAUUUAUAAGGGAAUAAAAGAUCGCUUAAAAUAUGGCGAAAAAUCCUUUAAGUUGUGGGGCUAAGUGCUCGAGGAUCACCUUGAUUACAUUGAACGUAAUUUUCCUGUUUCUUGGCAUUACACUGCUAGUCUUGGGUAUUGUGUUCCGCUUUGGAGGUAGUGAGUUAAAAGAAGACAUAGAACCAACAUUUAAAGACAUCCAAAUCAGCAACUACGAUCUGUACUCACUGCUCAAUAGUUUGGCUAUCAUCUUUAUUGUCAUCGGGGCUGUUGUAAUCUUGUUUUCCUUCCUCGGAUUUGUUGGUGCCGUGUGCCUUGUCAAAGGAGCUCUUGUAUUUUACUCGAUUCUGAUUGGUCUAUGUUUAGCUCUGGAACUAGCCGGUGUUAUUCUGUUUUUCGUUUUACGUGGCGAGUUGACUAAAGCGGUGCGCCUUGGAAUGAAAGAAUCUAUUGAAAAAGCCAAUGCUGGGCAAGAAGAUUACCUUAAAGCUACACAAUAUAUGUUUAAAACUUUUGAGUGUUGCCAUGUGGAUAAUGAAAAAUUAGACCCCGGUAAUUUGGGCGAGGCUGAGGGCACAUGUAUGACCAUGGGAGAUAAAUAUUCAGUAGACUGUUACGAUGCAUUUACUGAUUGGAUAAAAGGUUUCCAAGUUGCCUUUGUUGUCGUCGGAAUCUGCGGCAUGAUUGUUCAGAUAUUACUUAUUAUAUUUGCCUGUUGGGUGUGUCGAUCAGCUUCGGGCAAGGGAGAAAUUGUUUAAAUAUGUUUGAAAUAUUUAUGGACAACGUGUGAAUGAAUUGUAUGAAGAAUAUCAAGACCCGCAACUUAGCAAAAGUCAACGCAUCAUUAAAACACAUAAUGUGCAAUAUAUGUGCUAUUUAUAGAAUUAUAGAGUUGUAUAACGUGUGUAUUUCAUCGCCAUUGUCUAGAAAUUAGAGACAAAAGUUGAUAGAUUAAUUGUAGUCAUAGGCCAGUAGUACAAAGCCAGUUCAAAAAAUAUAUAAUCAGGUUAUGUUAAAAAAAACUAUUUAUUUAAUGAAAACAAAACCUAAAGAAUUCAGGUAACUUUUGCAUAUAAAAUAACGAUUUCACAAAACAUGCAAAAAGCAAAUAGUUCAAUUUGAAACGAAUCGUGCCAAAAUUGUGCAAAAAAAUCCUAGGGCUGGAAAAUUUGGAAAUGAAAGAUAAUUUAACUGAAGCAUGCAAUAACUGUCCUUGAUUGCCAUGAGCAAAUGACCAAAGAAUUAGAAAAAAAAUCACACAAACAUAGCCAAAAAUUAGUAGAAAUUAAGAAAUAUCUUAAGCCGAUAGAAAAAAACCCAUGACAACAACAAAAUAAGCACGCUUUUAGACACAUCAGAAAAGUCAGCUAAACCUGUAUUUGCAUGCCUAUUGCUUCAAAUUGCAGGUUUGUCUUAAGUAGUAUAAACUGCUUUUUAUAUAGAAAUUUAAUCUGCCUUGUUGCCAUUUGCUUUGUCAUGAAAAAGUACUUGACAAAUAGCAGGUCGAAAAUAACUGGUCAAAUGAGAACCAUUAUAAGGAAUUGCAAUGGUAAUUUAAGCUUUAAACGGUAGAGCAUACAUUUAACUUGUACAUUUGUAGAUGUUAUUUUCAUGUUAUGAUUAGAAACUGUUAUUUUCAAUUACAUUUAUGUAUUGUUGAUAUUUUCGUAGUAUUUCUGUAAAAUAAAAAUGGUAAUAAAAAACAUUCUUUUUCUGUA
Molecule: messenger RNA, 2008 nt
Organism: Ruditapes philippinarum (Manila clam)
Lineage: Eukaryota; Metazoa; Mollusca; Bivalvia; Venerida; Veneridae
Exons: 7
Coding region: 323-1048 (241 amino acids)
Cellular component (GO): membrane
Source: RefSeq, a predicted model, not a curated record